This is a messenger RNA of Leptosia nina, 1404 nucleotides long. NCBI's taxonomy places the organism in Eukaryota, Metazoa, Arthropoda, Insecta, Lepidoptera, Pieridae. The record is from the annotation of a GenBank genome assembly.
AUGUCCAAGUGUACCUUUGAUAAUUUAAUUAAAAUAUUUAAGACCAGCUUUUCGGCUGUUUUACCAGAACAGCUAAUAAGAAACUCAUUGAAAUACAAUUUGCAUACUGAACAAUUGAGUGUGUUAGGUCACCAUCACAGUCUGAAAGAUAAAAAUGUUUUUGUAGUUGGCACUGGAAAAGCUGUGAAAAAUAUGGCUCAAGAGAUAGAAUUUAUAUUAGGAUCCAAAAUAAAAGGUGGUUAUUUAAGUGUUCCUGUGGGAAGUAUAUCUGAAUUUAAUUACAAAAGUCACCUAAAAUAUUUAGAAGGCGCAAAGAAUAAUUUACCUGAUAAAGAUUCUGAAUCAACUAGCAGAAAAGUGAAGGCUUUGGUUUCAGACCUAGAUAAAAAUGACUUUCUUCUUGUAUUGAUAUCGGGUGGAGGUUCUGCUUUACUACCUUUACCUAAAACUCCUAUUACCCUCCUAGAAAAAACUAACUUGAUUAAGAAUCUGGCUAAUGCUGGUGCCGACAUUAAGGAAUUGAACACAGUUAGGAAACAAAUAUCAGAUUUAAAAGGUGGCCAGCUAGCUAUUCAGGCCCACCCUGCUCAAAUUGUAAGUCUAAUAUUAUCUGAUAUAGUUGGAGAUCCAUUAGAUUUGAUUGCUAGCGGUCCAACAGUCCAAAAUCAGGAUUCACCAAAUGCUGCAAUAGAUGUUCUUAAGAAAUAUUGUCUGUUUGAAAAUAUUCCAACUUCUAUAAAACAAGUGAUUGAAAAAACAGACUCCGAUGUUUUUCCUGUAGAAAAUGUACACAAUUAUGUUAUUGGUUCAAAUAAAAUAAGCAUAAAUGCAGCAGUAAAUGAAGCAAAAUCUUUAAAUUACACACCUAUUGUUCUGUCUCAUAGUGUUAUAGGCAAUGUUAAAGAUGUAGCAGAACAUUAUUAUGAACAGGUGAAAACCAUUUGCAAUUUUAGUAAAGGAAAAAUAGAUGCGAGUAAUAUGUUACCCCAUUUACUUGUAGAGAACUUAAGAUGUGAGAGUGUCAACAAUAUUUGUUUAAUUGCUGGGGGUGAAACCACUGUAGAAGUUAAGGGAACAGGUACAGGAGGUAGAAAUCAACAACUGGCCUUAGAAUUCUCAAUGCUUUUACAUGAAAACAAAGAGUAUCUGGCUGAUCAUGAGAUAUUCUUUUUAAGUGCAGGCACUGAUGGUAUAGACGGUCCAACAGAUGCAGCUGGAGCCUUGGGGUACAUACAUUUAGUGUCAGAUUCUGAAUUACAAGGCCUUAACAUAAGAAGUUACAUGGACAACAAUGAUUCUUAUAAUUUCUAUAAGCAAUUUAGUAAUGGCCAAUUCCAUAUUAUGACUGGCCAUACAAAUACAAAUGUUAUGGACAUUCAUUUAAUACUAAUUAGAAGAAAAUAA